Adineta steineri is the source of this 878-nucleotide messenger RNA. The record is from the annotation of a GenBank genome assembly. Lineage: Eukaryota; Metazoa; Rotifera; Eurotatoria; Adinetida; Adinetidae.
UAUUUCGUCGUUCUCGAUUAUCAACAAUCGAACGUUUCUGUGAAAAUCAUCCAACAUUAUCUUUUCAACCAAUUCUUUCUCUUGGUAAUGAAGAUGAAGAAAAAAUUUCUCAUGAAAAAAUUCCUGAUGAUUGGGUUCGUGGUUAUAAAAAUGUUAAACAGACAUUUGAUGGACAAUUUAUGCUUGCUCUACAGAAUGCACCAUUACCAUUAAAAACUUUAAUGGAAUUAAGAACAAUAAAUGAAGCUCAAGAUAAUUUUGAAAUAUUUCUUGAAAAAUGUUUUCAAAAAGAACCAAAAAAACGUGAUUUAAUCAUGAAUGAAUAUGAAAAAUAUAAACAAACAAAAAAUAUCGAAUAUUUAUUAAAAAUUUAUACAUUUGAAUCAUCAGUUUAUAAAGCAUUACAACAAGAAAUGAAUGCUUAUACAACAAUAAUAUUUCUUAAUUUAAAAAAAUUAAUUAAUCGAACAUAUCAAGGUACAACUUAUCGCGGUGCACAAAUGACACAAAUGGAUAUUGAUGCAUAUAAAUGGGCAGAAAAAAGUCAAGAUUAUAUUUUAGAAACACGUCUAUUUCAAUCAACAUCAAUAAAAGAUGAUGUAGCUAAAUUAUAUGGUGAAACUGAUCUAGCAUCGGAUAAAUUUGGUGUUCUAUUUAUAUAUAUAUUUGAUGAAAAAUGUCCAACUGCUAUUAACUUACAAGGUAUUUCUCAUUUUGAAGAUGAAGAAGAAAUUUUAUUAUUACCAUUUACAUUAUUUAAAGUUGAAAAGAUAGUUUUUGAUAAAGAUUUGAAACAUUAUGAUAUUUCUCUUCGAUAUAUUUCAUCAUCAAAAAAAUCAUUUUUUUUAUCAUGGUGGAAUGUUAAAAAAAAUAAAUAA